Danaus chrysippus (African queen) is the source of this 732-nucleotide messenger RNA. Lineage: Eukaryota; Metazoa; Arthropoda; Insecta; Lepidoptera; Nymphalidae. The record is from the annotation of a GenBank genome assembly.
UUGCACGAGAUUCGAAUGGCUCUCAAACAGCUUAAAAACAACAGGGCACCGGGUGAUGAUGGAAUAACGGCCGAGCUACUGAAGGCGGGUGGAGAACCGAUCCUUAGGGCCCUUCAGAAAUUGUUUAAUUCCGUCAUACUCGAAGGACAAACGCCACAAGCGUGGCACAGAAGUGUGGUGGUAUUGUUUUUCAAAAAGGGUGAUAACACCCUGCUGAAAAACUACAGACCCAUCUCACUUCUGAGUCAUGUCUACAAGCUGUUUUCGAGAGUCCUAACGAAUCGCCUUGCACGCAGGUUAGACGACUUCCAGCCUCCCGAACAAGCCGGUUUCCGAAAAGGCUUUAGUGUAGUAGACCACAUACAUACGCUGCGGCAGGUUAUACAGAAGACCGAGGAGUAUAAUCUACCUCUUUGCUUGGCGUUUGUGGACUAUGAAAAAGCCUUUGAUUCGAUCGAGACCUGGGCUGUACUGCAGUCUCUCCAGCGGUGCCAAGUAGACUACCGGUAUAUUGAAGCGCUGAAGGGUUUGUACGAAAACGCCACCAUGUCAGUCCGAUUACAGGAUCAGACCUCGAAACCAAUACCUCUGCAGCGUGGUGUCAGACAAGGGGAUGUUAUCUCCCCAAAACUGUUCACCGCUGCAUUGGAGGACGUCUUCAAGGCUCUGGACUGGAAAGGACUUGGCAUCAACAUAAAUGGCGAGUACUUUAUCACACCUUCGGUUUGCUGA